Molecule: messenger RNA, 1605 nt
Organism: Sitodiplosis mosellana (orange wheat blossom midge)
Lineage: Eukaryota; Metazoa; Arthropoda; Insecta; Diptera; Cecidomyiidae
Product: glutamate receptor ionotropic, kainate 2-like
Exons: 6
Coding region: 91-1578 (495 amino acids)
Cellular component (GO): membrane
Molecular function (GO): ligand-gated monoatomic ion channel activity
Source: RefSeq, a predicted model, not a curated record
CAUAGCGAAGAUCAUGGUGUCAUAUUUAAAAAUAACAAUUUGUGGCUGUUCAUCGAUUACAACGAAGCAAGCUUGGCAAGUGGCGAAUCGAUGGUUGAACACAAAUCCAAAUUCAAUGAAUUGAAUGCAAUGCCUAUAAGUGAUUUGUUCAUCGCGCAGCGAUACCAUAAUAAUGAUACGAUACAAUGGAAACUUUUCGAUGCAUAUAAAUUGAACUAUGGAUAUGACAUUGAAAUUACUGAAAAUGGUGUAAUCGAAGCAAUUACAAAUAUGAAUGGUCUGAUAGUAUCUGCGGCUAAUUUCUCAUACACACGGCGACAAAAUCUUAAAGGAAUCAACAUUACUUGCGGUUUAGUGAUGGAAUAUCCAGAACGAUUGACUAGUUUUGAUAACCCAUCGGACACUCAUGUUGAUGUCUUUACGAAAGGUUCAAUCAAUUUGGGAAGAAACCUUCGUGAGAAUAUGAAUUUCAGUUGUCUUAUGCAUCUGGCGAAAAUGGGGUGGUCAGAAAAUGAUACUUUCGAUGGAAUAACGAGCUUGUUUCAGAAGAAUCAAAUCCAAAUGACAAUGCAUGGCGUUAUCAUGAGAUCGGAGCAAUUGUUAUAUGCAGAAUUUGCUGGCGACAUAUUCACGCCAAGAACACCUUUAAUAUUUCGUCAGCCAUCAUUAUCAACCGUUGCAAAUAUUUUCGUGUUGCCGCUGGGGAUAGACAUUUGGAUUUGUAUUUUUAUUCUGAUGUUAGUUGUUUUCGUUAUCAUGAUGCUUCAGUUGAUGCAUCAUCCCAUUCUGAAGAAAAUGUCCAUCACCGCAUUUGACAUUGCGACAUUCAUUUUGGGAGCGGUGUGUCAACAGGGUACUCACUUACACAUACCAACAACUUCCGGCCGUUUUGUCGUAUUGACCACAUUUUCUGCUACUUUGGCUUUGUUUACAUCGUAUUCAGCGAGUAUUGUUGCACUCUUACAAAGUCCAAGUGAUUUUAUCAGCAGCCUUGAUGAUUUGAUUGCAUCGCCUUUGAAGGUUGGUAUGUAUGAAGCCGAUUAUGCACGGUAUAUGGUGCAUGCCAAGUAUACAGGCGUAAUGGAUGUUUAUGACAAAAAAGUAUUGCCACAAGGUGAAAAAGGGUGGAUUGAUGAUCCAUUUGUUGGCAUUGAACGAGUUCGAACCGAAUUGUUUGCAUUUCAAGUGGACAGUCCAUCUGCUUAUAGGGCAAUCAGUGAAACAUUUGCCGAGUCGGAGAAAUGUGGUAUAAAGGAAAUUCAAAUGAUCGUUUUGCCAACAACAACAAUACUGGUGGAACGCAAUAGCGGCUACAAUGAAUUGAUAAGGCAAAGAAUUAAAUGGCAAAAGGAAAUCGGACUGAUGAAGCGAGACGAACUUCGAUGGAUACCAACGAAACCAGAUUGUAAAGGUGGUCUAAGCGGUUUCGUGACAGUUGGCUUGAAUGAAAUUAAACCAGCUGUCAUUUUGAUGUUAUUUGGAUAUGGAUUAUCUUUACUGGUUCUGGGCGUUGAGAUUUUAUUUCGCAACAUGCGAUGCAAAAAUCAGAAGAAACCAAACACACCAUUUUCUUAUUGAUUUAUUAUUUAUUUCUUUCUUUCUUUU